AUGAGGGGCUUUGUCGCUUCCUCUCCCCCGGGGAAGAGGAGGUGGAAGGGCUUCGCAUUGGCGGUUGUCGCCCUGGUCGUCUUCUCGCUGCUCGUCCCACUAGCGUUCCUUCUCGGCCUCCACAACCGCUUUCCCUACGGUACGCUAGGAAACCCGAUAAUUUGUUACUCCGUCAAGGAGAACCCUGCGAUCCUCAAUGGCAGAUCUACAUCCUUUCUGCACGGAUUGUUUUCUGCGGCAACCAAAUCUGGUUAGGGUCCUGUUUUAGAGUGCUCGUUACUGUAUGUCGACAGAGGUCCCUCCAUUUUCGCGUUUGAUAUCGUUACUGUAUGUCGACAGAGGACAGUCAGUGAACAGGGUUGCCUCGUCGUUACUACCACAAGAUAUGCUGUCCUCUGCUUCUCGUUGGCCGAAUUUUAGAGAUCCGUUUUUUCUCCGACUUGUUUUUCCAGAAGUAAAUUCAGACUAUUUUAGUUUCAUUUCUUGUUGUUGGUUUCUAAUCGUCAUCUUGGAUGAUGUCACUUUUCAUAUCUUCCCAUCUUUUUUCGCAAUUUUAAACUAGGAAAUCUCUAACGGUAUCUUGCCUGUCUUUGCAGGGUACCUAAGUGACGACACUUCAUCUUUGGUCAGUUACUUUUUUCUGUUUAUGAAUCGAAUUUGUGUUUAAUGAUUUUAUUUUGGUACUUACUUGCAUUAAUUUUGACUGGACUAGAAUUCUCCCUUAGGAAGAUUUGAGAAGGCCGCCCCCAAAGAUGAUCGUAAUCCUGGAGAGGUUUCUCCCUUUCCUUUUCGAGUCCUUUCCUUUCGAUUAGAUAAUAUCACACUAGUGAUCUCUUUUGCUGGACUACAUUUAAAUGCAUCUUAAAACAUGAAGAUAAAGCUGCUUAAAUAUUGAACAUUUAUAUUUUUCAAAUAAUCACAUCCAUUGUGCUUUUGUGAAUCUCAUGCAGGACGAUCAGACAAGAGUUGUGGAGAAUCUUAUUAGAAGAUUUGGGCCAUCGAUCUCUAAGGUUUUCUAUCUCGUUAUUAUUUAUUUACUUGGAUUUUAUACAUGCAGCAGACGAUAUCUGUUUUCUUCCCUGUACCUACCUAGGGAACGUACUAAUUUAACGAGAUAUUGUUGAAACCAGAAGAAACUGUAAAUAAUUUUUUUAUUUGAAAAAUAAGCCAGAGGAUAAUUUUUAUCUGCAAUCAAGUACCCAAUCUUCAUAGGUUCCGAAGUUUGCUCUUGAUGCAUCAUAACCAGUACAUAAUCUUCAUUCUCACUAACGCUGGUUUUUAUGUGAUCAGUUCGGAUUUUGAUUACCCAGUAUAAUUUCAAUUACUGUGUUCUAGGAUGAUGAAGAUGUUCCGAAGAUGAGUGAUGAAAAUUUGCAAAGGGAGGGUUCUAGUGGAAAUAACGCCAGUAAAAGCUUCAUCGUUUCUUCUCUACCAAAAGACUCCGGUUCGGAAGGUUUGUGACUUGGACGUUUUAAGCCGCCCUAAGACUCUUGAAAGCCAACUGUUGUCCUUAAAUGCUGUUCAUAACUUAUGAUCAAUUUUUUUCGUCAUUUCUUUUUUCAACGCAGCUGUGCCUACAUCUAAAACAGUUGCGCAGAGACCACUUGCUACCAAAGAAAAGGUAAACAUCCUUUUUCAGUUAAUGAAUGGAUGACUAAAAUCUAUGAGGAUUUAUUUUGAGCACGAUGCUUCUCUGAGAACUUUAGUUAGUUCUUAUGAUGCAGUGCAAUUCCUUUCAACUGUUGAAUAAAUGUACUUUGUUGUACUAGGACGUUUUUUUUCCCCCAAAACCCAAUCAUCUGGACCUUCUUGUCCUGAUGUUUAAUGGGAAUUAUGCAGAAAAUGACCGAUUCUACUGCUCUUUUGUUCUCACUUUUCUAUAAAUUUAUAGCAGAUUGACACACCUGGUCAGAGAAUUAUAAGUACCAGUGCAACAGCACAUUUAGAAACUACUGCUUCUGGGGAUGAAACUGAACAAACAUGUCAGCUCGAAUUUGGAAGCUACUGCCUAUGGUCUGUGGAAUAUAAGGAGAAAAUGCAGGAUUCCUUGGUGAAGAAAAUGAAAGACCAGCUUUUUGUGGCGAGGUCUUACUACCCAAGUAUUGCUAAGCUUCACUCUCAAGAGAAGUUGUCUCUUGAACUGAGGCAGAAUAUUCAAGAUCAUGAACGAAUGCUUAGUGACGCUCUGGUAGAUGCAGACCUUCCCAUCAAGUAAGUAAUUUCAACCUUUUUAUUCUGCCCUCCUUUGCUUUUUAUUUUCUCUUUUUUCUGAGUGAACCGAACAAUAAUUUCUAUAUUUCUUCUGUAUGAUAUCUACCUUCACUCUUCAUUCAUAUGGAUAUUUGUAAUAUACAUCUCAGGUUCACAUCUUUUCUGUUGUUUAAAAAGAAAACUUACAUGGCGAGGUGCUGAACCAUUUUAUCUUCAAUGCAAGCCGGCCUGGGUUGAGUUUGUCUGCUUGUUAUUUAUUUUAUUUCUGAAAUUAUCUAACGCCUGUCAUCAAGGUUUGUGUCGGAAAUAUUUUGAAAUAUGACAUUGUAUCAGACGAGAAAUGUUCUGAAUUCGGUACGAAUUAUGAUUUCUUGAGUUGUGGGUAGCUUGAUCUCAUAUUGCAUCAGCUUCAUAUGGGGUUUUUUUACAAUUUACUCUGUCACUUUGUGUCAUGCUGUGUAGAUGAUCCCCUUCUGGCAGCAGCAAGUGGGGCAUUUUUGCAGGAAUGUUGUGCGUUUGCUGUUUUCCUUUAUGAUGUUAACUCCCUAUCAUAUCAAGACUCGGAAUGCUAUAAAAUUUAGUCGGAUUAGUUUGACUCAUUUGUCGCUUGUUACAAUUUAAAUCAACUAUGCGCCAACACCUAUGAAUGUUCGAAACCUUCUAGGGUCGUAUGCUCGCUUUAAAAAGUUUUGAUCAUGACCAACAUGAUGUUAUUGACAUUUGGUUCUCACCUGUAUUGACAUGCACUGAUCUCAUAAGAGGGAGAUGUCCGUCUGUAGUGUCAAAAUAUAUUUGCGUUUAUGAGAUCUUUGUGUCGAAAUCUAUUUUCUCCGUUCUCUUGAACGAUUUCACUUGUAAUCAUGCGCUGCUUUAGCUGAAUUCUCAGUAAAUUUGUUGAUACAUCCAACCUGUACCAAAAUAUGGUAGCCAAAUAAUAGGUUUAAAGACGGAAUUGACAAGAUAAGAAACACUAGUAUUGUUCAUGUGGAGAAUCGCGUUUAUAUGAUACUACUUAGUAUUCCCAGUAAACAUUUAAUACCUUAUCGUCUGGUUUGUUUAAAUGAGGAGAAGAUUAUGGCUGAUUUUACCUGCAACUUUUGUCAUGUUCAUAUUGUGCGUUUUUAGUUUUCAACGCCUAUAUAUGUAUUUUCGAGUCCUCGUCAAAGGUUAUUUACUUUUAAGAUCUUAAAAAAUCUCGAAAUUUGGGGAUAGAAACUUCAGUUAUCAUCAUGUUCAACAAACCUAUGGACACGCCGGUAUUUAUAUUAAAAGGUGUUUCAAAAUUAUAUUAAACAUGAUGGGAAUAUUGCCCACAGCUUUCCGUCUGGAUUGGUCAAUUAGACACAGGUUAAUCCCCUCUCUUUUGAUUCGGGAUUAUAUAGGCGAUUCUUUUUGAAUCAUAUUUGGAAUAAUCUGCAGAUUAUUUGUUUGGUUUGUGGUGGGGAAUGUUGUUUGCACUGCCCUGCCAUCUGCAUAAAAUCUCACACUGCACACAGACAGUCCAGGUCUGCUGUCUUUGUCUGGUAUUACUUAAAUUUGUGUCCCCUGCUUUUGAUGAACUACCCCUGGAUGUAGUUAGACUGGUUUCCUUCCUGUGGUGUUGGCCUGCAGUCCAGUCAGCGGAGUCGCUACCUGAUUGUUAGGGACAGUGCCUGCUCGAUGAAAUAUAUGCUACUUUUCCCACCAAUUUUAUGCCUCGACGUGACUUGAGCGAAGUUUUAUUCUGACGUAGAAAAUGGCGUCAUAGAGAGAUAUUCUAUCUUUGCUGUCGUAAUUUUAUGAUGCCAAUACUUUAGCAGUCUUAAUAUGAAUCUCCUUCGAAGUGGUCUAUGAUUGGCUGUGAAACUGAAUUUUUGAAUUCUUUUAUUAUUCAACAGCGUUAGGGGCCAGAUGGAAAUGCUGAACUUUCCAUUUUUUCAAUCUUUCUAGAGUUUUUAUGCAGGAGGCUUGGGUAGUCAUGAGGUCAAUUUUCUCAUGUUUAAUUGCAUGUGUUUUGCAUGCCCGUUUUUUUUUUUGUUGAUGACGUGUGACAUUGGCAUUUAGUUUCUCGGGAAAUGAUCUGCCGUUCGGUAUAAGAUUAAGCCGAGUGUGGUUACAUGCUUUAUCACUGAGUGUAUAAAUUUCUUUUCCUGAGAAGAAUUCGAAUUUAGAAAGUAUAUGAUAUCUUAGCAUUUUAUUGGUUUCUUUUUUGAAAUGAUCUUUGUUAGUGUGGUUACAUACUGGUUUUUAGUAAUCUGUUGACACAUUUCCUGACGUUAAACAUGAAACACAAGUGGGUUAGAAUCAUGGUUCUAUUCUUUGUUAGAGGAAAUACUAAUAUUUUUUAUUUUCUUUUUCCAGCGUUGAGAAGAAAGUACAUAGUAUGGAAGUCAUCAUUGGCAGAGUCAAAUCUUUCCACCUUGGUUGCGUUAAUGUUAACAAGAAACUGCAACAAAUCCUUGACUUGACAGAAGAUGAAGCGCACUUUCAUAGGAGGCAGAGUGCAUUUCUUUACCACCUUGGUGUUCAGACAAUGUCCAAGAGUCUCCACUGUCUAUCGUUGAGAUUAACGGUUGAAUAUUUCAAUUCUCCUUUGUUUGAUAUGGAGGAUGUACAUUCCGAAAGGCUUGCUAACCCUGCCCUUCAACAUUAUGUUAUUUUUUCGAGUAACAUACUUGCAUCUGCUGUUGCUAUUAACUCAACAGUGAUGAAUGCCAAGGUUAGAAUUCUUUUUUGGCCAAAGAGCACACUACACAUAUUUCUAAGCCAAUAUCUUGACAUAGUUUCUUUUGUAUCUACAGGAAAGUGAGACUUUGGUUUUCCAUCUGCUCACCGACAGUCAGAAUUUCUUUUCCAUGAAAAUGUGGUUUUCAAGAAAUGUUUACAAGAAGGCAUUGAUUCAUGUUACAGAUAUUGAGGAUUACUAUUACUUUCUGAAUAACUCCCAGUUGGGUAUGCAGCCACACCUUUCAUUGUCCGAGGAGUUCCGAAUUUCAGUUCGAAGUGUUGAUCAACCAUCUCUUGUGGAUAGAAGAACUGAAUAUAUCUCAACUCCCAGUCAUGCAUACUUUCUUCUUCCUGAUAUAUUCAAGAAUCUUAAAAGGAUAGUAGUUUUGGACGAUGCUGUUGUUGUUCAGCGUGAUUUAUCACCUUUAUGGAACCUUGACUUGAAGGAAAAGGCGAUUGGUGCUGUAGAAUUCUGUGAGUUGCGAUUAGGUCACCUGGAAAGUUACUUGGGUGAAGAAGACUACGACAAAGAAGCGUGUCUCUGGCUGUUUGGCCUAAACGUAGUAGACCUAGAUCAGUGGAGGAACCUUAAUGUCACUGGAACUUACCAGAAGCUUCUCAGCAAGGUAAUGCAGCUUUUACCCCUUCUUGAAUACCCUCUGAUUAUGAAUCUUCUUACUAAUGACUGUGGGGGUGUACUUCAAUGUGCUCGUUCACUGUCGACGUGAAGAUGAGCAGGUGAGCUGUUCCUUUUUUAGUUGCGAAAUAUUAAUUAAUCAUGUCCUUGUCUCACAUAGUUGAAAACCUAAAACCGCUCUUAUUCCCUGAAAAGCUUUCAAUAUUCAUGCGUUUUCGUCCCUAAACACCUGGUGGGAAUCGGUGAAGUGUAUAUUCUCUUACUCUACCAAGAUGCGCGAGUUGGUGAUUGAUUGAGUGAAGGAGAGGGUGACACGAAAACUGAUUACUGCUAAUGCCGCGUGAUGUUCUUUAAGUUUCAUGAAACGUAGGUAAAAAAAAAUUAACCUCUUAGUUGACUAUGUAUAACUUUGGGUUGGCGAUAAACAUCUUUAAAGAGCUCUUCAGAUCUUCAUUACAAUCAGAUUACUUUAGUUCUAUUAUGUGCCAGAUGCAGUUUUUUCCUGCUUUUACACUCGUUUUUCCUUGUAAUCAUUUUUUUAUUGAAAUUUCAGCAUCAACUUUCUAUGAAUUUUAUGUGAUUUUCAAGAAAAAAACUUCAUGUUAUACAAAUCUUUAAUGCUUUUGUGCAUUAGAAGAAGUAAAAUCCACUUUACCAAUGUUCAUCAUGAAACAAAUUCCAACGAAUUUAUUCAUUUCUCACACUUCAUAUAAUGUGUUCUUCCAGCAUAUGAAGUCGCAAGAGACAACCCAUACGUCAUGGAGAACUGCCGCCCUACCUUCGAGCUUGCUUGCUUCUCAGGAUCUCAUCUACGUGUUGGAUGAUUCCUGGGUCUUGUCAGGGCUGGGCACCAACUACGCGGUCAGCAGAGACGCCAUUCAGAAGGCCGCCAUCCUGCACUAUAAUGGGAACAUGAAGCCCUGGUUAGAACUCGGGAUUCCCCAGUACAAAACGUACUGGAGAAACUACCUGACACAGCAGGACCAGUUCAUGGACGAGUGCAAUGUGAACCGAUGA
Molecule: messenger RNA, 6571 nt
Organism: Spirodela intermedia
Lineage: Eukaryota; Viridiplantae; Streptophyta; Magnoliopsida; Alismatales; Araceae
Source: the annotation of a GenBank genome assembly